UCUGGUAGACGUCCCAGGCUGCCCCCUCAGCGAUGCGGUCCCGGUUUCUAUGGAGUGCUGUUCGUCAUCUGUGGGCCCGCCGGCUGGUCCGCCCGGCCCGCCGGCACCUAACCUGCGGGAGCCUGCCGCUGGAGGAGCUGUUCGCCCGAGGCGGGCCCUUGCGGACCUUCCUGGAGCGCCAGGCAGGCUCCGAAGCCCGGCUGCAGGUCAGGGGGGCUGAGCUGCUGGCGGCGGCCCAACUGCUGAGCGAGAAGGAGCGGGAGCUACAGGACACCGAGCAGUUGCUACGCGAUGAAAAUGAAGAUUUAAGGAAACUUGCAGAGAAUGAAAUAACCUCAUGUCAAAAAGAAAUAACUCAGUUGAAGCACCAGAUUAUCUUACUUUUGGUUCCCUCAGAAGAAACAGAUAAGAAUGAUUUGAUCCUGGAGGUAACUGCAGGAGUUGGGGGUCAGGAGGCAAUGUUGUUUACUUCAGAGAUGUUUGAUAUGUAUCAGCAAUAUGCUGCUUUUAAAAGAUGGCAUUUUGAAACCCUGGAAUAUUUUCCAAGUGAAAUAGGUGGCCUUAGACAUGCAUCUGCUAGCAUUGGGGGUUUAGAAGCCUAUAAACACAUGAAAUUUGAAGGAGGUGUGCACAGAGUACAAAGAGUGCCAAAGACAGAGAAGCAAGGCCGCAUCCAUACUAGCACCAUGACUGUAGCAAUCUUACCCCAACCGACUGAGAUUAAUCUGGUGAUUAACCCAAAAGAUUUAAGAAUUGAUACUAAGCGAGCCAGUGGAGCUGGAGGACAGCAUGUAAAUACCACGGACAGUGCUGUCCGGAUAGUUCAUCUUCCAACAGAAUCCUUAGAUGAAACUCUGCGGGAUAAUUGCAAAGCCAGGAAGAUGGAGGGAUCUAAGCCCAGAGAAUUACCAUAUUGGUGACCAUGAAGAAAAGAUAGUCCUUCCAGGUAGCUUCCUAAAGUUUAUAUUUAGUAAAUAUCACUAUUAAAAGAAAAUCCGGGGUGCCAGGCUGGCUCAGUCAGUAGAGCAUGUGACUCUUGAUCUCAGGGUUCUGAGUUCAAGCCCCAUGUUGGUAUGGAGCCAACUCAAAAUUAAAAAAGAAAAUAAUAAGAAAAUCCAAAAUCCUCAGAAUGAAGUCAUUAUCAUGGGUUCUUUGUCAGAAAAUGCUCUAAAUCACUAGUUUUUAGCCUUCUUUGAAGGGAGGGGGACAUGGACUCUUCAGUUUCUCAAGAAAAUGAAAGCUUGGACUUGCUACCCAGAAACACGCUCACAGGUGAAGUGCUGCACUUAACUUCCAGGGCUGCUGCUUCAUUAAGUCCACCCAUAAAUGUCCAGCAGUUCUGAUUAUAGAUAGGCAGUGGAGCUACAUCUAGAUAUUUUUUAUGUCUUCAAUAUACUAUCAGGUAGAACUAAACAUACUUUACAGUCAUUACUGCAGCGAUUUACAUGUGAUAAAGAGCAUAUAGAUAGCAAACCUCAGUUAUCUAGAAAGAUUAUAAAAAUCUCUUACUAUGACCAAUCUCAAAUAUGCAUGGAUCGGCAUAUGGAUGGUAGGAGUUUUUGGUUUUCCUUUUUUUUUUUUUUUCUUAAAUAUUAGGAAAGCCUCAAGUUAAACUCUAAGAUGAUGUCUAUGUAAUACAUAGUAUAUAAACAGGAAUAGGAAAAAAAAUGGAUGAAAGUCCUCAUAAAAAUAUGGAUAGUGACUAUCUCUGGUAGUAGGAUUAACUUUUAAAAUUUUUGUUUCUGUGAUGAGUAAUUACUGCUUUAAAAAAAUUAUGGUGGCCAGCUAAGGGUAUGGGAAAACAACCCAAAUUGAAUGAUUAAAUGCAUAUUGUUCAGUAUGUCUGCCUUCAGUAUGAACAUAUUUUGCACUAUAGCAUAUCAAGCCUAAAUGUUCAUUUUUCUCAGAACUCUAUAAAAAUUAUUUGUUUAUAGUUUUCCCUUUUUUAUUAGAGUUCUAUUUUUUCUCCUC
This is a messenger RNA of Nyctereutes procyonoides (raccoon dog), 1971 nucleotides long. It is a transcript of the gene MTRF1L, whose product is annotated as mitochondrial translation release factor 1 like. The record is from RefSeq and is a predicted model, not a curated record. The coding region runs from base 33 to 920 and encodes 295 amino acids. Gene Ontology annotation, biological process: translational termination. NCBI's taxonomy places the organism in Eukaryota, Metazoa, Chordata, Mammalia, Carnivora, Canidae. The transcript has 6 exons. Gene Ontology annotation, molecular function: translation release factor activity.